Messenger RNA from Trachymyrmex cornetzi, 888 nucleotides. RefSeq lists its product as uncharacterized. Bases 1 to 888 code for a protein of 295 amino acids. The transcript has a single exon. The record is from RefSeq and is a predicted model, not a curated record. Lineage: Eukaryota; Metazoa; Arthropoda; Insecta; Hymenoptera; Formicidae. Gene Ontology annotation, molecular function: catalytic activity.
AUGACAGAAGGAGAAUUUGCGGUAGCGGUGAUAUCGGAACCGUACAAGAUACCGUUAAAUCACCCACACUGGACCGGAAAUGCCGACAAAUCGGUCACAAUAACAUGGAGGCGUACUCACAACCCAAUGCCAUGUACACCGCUAAAAAGUGGCAAGCACUAUGCUUCGAUAAGGUGGGGCGAUAUGAUCCCGUUUGGUACAUAUCUUCCCCCUAGUCUGGAUGUGAGACAAUUCGAGGAAGCACUCGAAGAAAUGGAGGAAGAGAUCUUACAAAUGGAUAACUCUCCGUUAUACGUUAUGGGAGACUUCAACUCCAAAGCUGCCCUGUGGCAAUCAAAGACCACAGACGUACGCGGCAAGAUUGUUGUAGAAUGGGCAAGCCGCCCAGGGAUAUGCUGCCUCAACCAUGGAGGAAGAAGCACAUGCGUUAGACAUACAGGGGAAUCGAUAGUCGAUCUUUCAUUUGCUUCUCCAGUAGCAGCCAGAAGAGUGGUAUCAUGGAAAGUCUCAGAUCGAGAGAGCAAAACAGAUCACAGAUACAUCGAGAUCAAGAUCAGUAACACCAGGAUGCAAAGAACGAAAGAGCGUCUUCCGCAACCCAAGAGAUGGGCAGUCAAACAAAUGAACAAAGAUAUGUUAUCAGCAGCUAUAAUAGCCAGAUGCUGGCCUAAACAUAUCAUGGCUGAGGAACUACUAGGAGAGGAGAUCGAAGAGACGGCUAAAAGACUCCAAGGAACUAUGAUAGAUGCCUGCAACAUAGCCAUGCCGAAAUCUGGAACCAGAAUGCGAAAAGCCAUGCCGUGGUGGUCCGCAGAACUAGACCUACUGAGGGCAGAUCUUUCCACAGCUCGAAGGAGAUUAAGAAGACUGAGAAGAAGAAGCAACUAG